Messenger RNA from Myodes glareolus (Bank vole), 3125 nucleotides. It is a transcript of the gene Anxa3, whose product is annotated as annexin A3. Gene Ontology annotation, cellular component: cytoplasm; vesicle membrane; nucleus. Lineage: Eukaryota; Metazoa; Chordata; Mammalia; Rodentia; Cricetidae. Gene Ontology annotation, molecular function: calcium-dependent phospholipid binding; calcium ion binding; phospholipase inhibitor activity. The record is from RefSeq and is a predicted model, not a curated record.
AGGAGGGGUUGAGGAAGGGCGCAGUCGCGGUCUGGUCGUCGUCCAGACCAGCCCGGAGCGACAGCCGAUCGCACACCUUCCCGCAGCUUCUCCCUCGGGUUCGCGGCCGCUGCACCUAGGGGUUCCUGUGAUUUCGGCUUGACCACAGGUGGACUAUUAUGGCAUCUAUCUGGGUUGGACCCCGAGGAACCAUAAGAGAUUAUCCAGGCUUUAGCCCAGCAGUGGAUGCUGAAGCUAUCCGGAAAGCAAUCAAAGGAAUCGGAACUGACGAGAAAACCCUCAUCAGCAUCCUGACAGAGCGGUCGAAUGCACAGCGGCAGCUGAUUGCCAAGGAGUAUCAAGCGACGUAUGAGCAGGAGCUGAAAGAUGACUUGAAGGGUGACCUCUCUGGCCACUUCGAGCACGUCAUGGUGGCUCUUGUGACUGCACCAGCCCUGUUCGAUGCAAAGCAACUGAAGAAAUCCAUGAAGGGCACUGGGACCGAUGAAGAUGCCUUGAUUGAAAUCUUAACCACCAGGACAAGCAGGCAGAUGAAGGAGAUCACGCAGGCCUACUAUACAGUGUAUAAGAGGAGUCUCGGAGAUGACAUUAGUUCUGAAACAUCUGGUGACUUCCGGAAAGCUCUGCUGACUCUGGCAGAUGGUAGAAGAGAUGAAAGUCUGAAAGUGGAUGAACAUCUGGCCAAAAAAGAUGCCCAGAUCCUCUAUAAUGCCGGUGAGAACAAAUGGGGCACGGAUGAAGACAAAUUCACCGAGAUCCUGUGUCUACGGAGCUUCCCUCAGCUGAAACUAACAUUUGAUGAGUACAGAAAUAUUAGCCAGAAGGACAUCGAGGACAGCAUUAAAGGAGAAUUAUCUGGGCAUUUUGAAGAUCUGCUGCUGGCCAUAGUACAUUGUACGAGGAACACCCCGGCCUUCUUAGCGGAAAGACUUCAUCAGGCUUUGAAGGGUGCUGGAACGGAUGAGUUCACUCUAAACAGAAUAAUGGUUUCCAGAUCCGAGACCGACCUUCUGGACAUCCGACAGGAGUUCAAGAAGCAUUAUGGCUACUCUCUCUACUCAGCCAUUCAGUCAGAUACUUCUGGAGACUACAGAGCCGUACUCCUGAAGAUCUGUGGAGGAGACGACUGAAGAAGACGGUCUCCGAAGGCUACUGCCAUGACCGUGGGCCUCCACAAUGGCAAAGGCUCUGCCUACUACUUUUCUGCAACAUUCCAGAGUGCAAGCAAAAGCAGGACUGCAGUCUGUCUGCCUGAUAGGAAUCAUCACCAUUGCAAGAGCAAAAGCAAACAGGAUUUUAUGUUAGAGCACCUCAUUCAUAAUGUAGAGGGAAAUUCAGCUUACAUUUAAAGACCUACUAAUGAUUUUCUAUUUUGCUUAGGAGGUUGGCAUCGCUGUAGUCUGAAGUCAUUAAACAUAAAUCAGGAUUCUAAAAAUGGUUGCCUUUGUUAAAUAUAAUUUGUGCAUUUGCUUUCAGCAUCUAUCAAUACUGUGUGUUGCUUGGUGCCAACAAAUAUCUAAAGAUAUGCUUGUUGUAAAUGCUGCUGCUCCUUCUAUUUAUCACUUUAUCAGUGUGUUCUAAAACAUAAUAAUGGAAUGGCAUGGUGGUGCAUACCUACAAUCCCAUCACUUAGGAGGUGGAGGCAGGGGGAUGAAUAGUUUGGGAUCAUCUUUGUGAAGUUGCAGGAGAUAUAAAGAAGUCCAUUAACAGCUUAGUGUGGUUGAGGCUCAGGGCUUAGGGGAAGAGAAUGGUAUCCUGUGGAUUUUUGUCAGGGAAACAAAGUAAUAAUAUUGGACUGGCUGUUGUCAGGAAAAACAGGAUUGCUGGCAGAUACUUCCAGCAUUCCUUGGGAAUCUGUGAAGUGGAUUACUGUCUGCUAGCAAGAGCUACCACCCCAUCUCCCCUUUCUCUGAUGGUUGAGGCAUCUGGCUCCAAGUACUACAGUGCAUGCUCAGUGCCAGUGCUAAUCUACGGGCUGCUUAGUUCUUACCAAACUGCUCCAGUUCACAGAAUCCCCUCCUCUACCCUGCAGCUACUGCUUUUCUGUAGGACCCAUGAGGUUUUCCUACUCCCAUUCUUCUCUCUGCUCCAGAGAGGUAGCUCUGGCGUUUGACAGUCUGCCCCUCUCCUCUCUGCUCCAGAAACAUUGUCGUGGCUGUUUCAGAAUUUCCCAAAGGCCUCUGACUAUUCUCUAUCUUACAUCUACAGUAAAAUCCUUCCUCCUACCCAUGCAUCGGUCGGUUUUGUCAGCUUCUCUGUGUCUUCACUUAGACCUCCAGGUCUCAGCACCUGAUGUAAGAGAGGGCACAGUAAAGAAAUGACUGAAAUAGCUACUUUGUGAAUGGCAAGAAGGUUUUUAUUAUAAAUAAGAGAGAGAAAACAGCCAGAAGCAUUUGUAUGGUCAAGAAUUGAGAGAAAAAGAAGCAGACAGCCAUGGUCAGGGCUAGAGAAAUGGGCAUGAAAAAAUCAUGUAUAAGGAACACAGGUAGCCAAGGGGAGUGAACCCUGUGAGCCGCAGCAACCUGGGUGUUUAGGGUAGAGGGGGAGGUGAGAAGAGACAGGAUGUGGGCUUUGAAAUGCAUAAGAGGUACAUGUACCUGAAUAAGGACCCAGGGACCUGGAGGUAGCAUGGGCUUUGAUGUAUAACCACAGGUACAUGCCAAGGAAAGUGGCCCUUUCUAGCAGGUCUCUGAGGAAUACUUGGAUCCUAUAUCCACAAGAUUGUUUUAUACUGAAGCAAAAUAUUUAAAAAGGUAUUCACAGGGAUGGAGAGAUGGACUAUCAGUUAAGUGUCCUCUUGCUCUUCCAGUGUACCUGAAUACAGUUCCCGGCACCCAUGUAAGGCAGCUCACCACCACCUGUAACCCCAGUUCCAGAAGGUUACAGACGGAUUUACCUUCCAAGAGCACUUGAAUUUAUGUGAAUAUUGCCCCACACAUACACAUAAUUAAAAAUAGUAAAAAUAGAUCUUGAAGAUUUUUUUUUUUAAAAAAAAGGUAUUCCAUAGAACAUAACCCUCAAUAAUUGUAUUUUAAGUCAUGGUCGGUGGUUCAUGCCUGUACUUACAGCUACUAAAUUUAACUAAUAUUCUUUUAAUUAAAUUUAUUUCAUAUAAUAUAUUUUAA